CCCAAUUCCGCCAUGAUCACUCUACCUGAAGGAUUGACACUGCCCACGCUCGACAGACUGAAGGCAACAGUUCCUGACGAGCUCGAUUCACUCAAGGUCGCACGAGACUGGUUUUCAGCAUUCGCGACUUAUGUCGUAGAGGCAGACGUUCAAGGAAUCGUUGGGUUGCUCGUCGAGGACGCCUUCUGGCGCGACAUGCUCUCUAUGACUUGGGAAUUCCGCACAUUUCAAGGAUCAAAGAAGAUCCAAAUCUUCUUGGGCGACCGGCUCGGCGAGCUGAAGUUCUCGAAUCUUGUGUUAGAUGACCGUUGGGUAGAGUUGCAGCGCCCGUACCCUGACAUCGCGUGGAUUCAGGGUCUGUUCAAGUUCGACACGUCUGUGGGGACGUGCUCUGGCGUCUUCCGCCUCGUUCCCACGUCGUCUGGAGAUUGGAAGGCACACACCAUCUUCACGAACCUCGAGGGUCUGCGGAACUUCCCAGAGAAAUCAGGCCAUCUGCGAAACCCCCUUCCUAACCACGGAUUGUGGCCCGAGCAGCGACGUAGAGAAAUAGAGUGCGAGGACGAAGAUCCCAAGGUCAUCGUCAUCGGUGCAGGCCAAAGUGGCUUAGAAGUCGGUGCUCGGCUGAAAUAUCUUGGCGUCAAGUCGCUCUUGAUAGAGAGGCAGAAGAGAGUAGGAGAUCAGUGGAGACUUCGGUAUGAGGCACUAUGCCUUCACGAUCCGGUUUGGUAUGAUCAUAUGCCGUAUAUUCCGUUCCCAUCGACAUGGCCUACCUUCACUCCUGCACCAAAGCUCGCGGACUGGCUCGAGAAUUAUGCGCAUGCUCUGGAGUUAAACGUUUGGACCUCUUCAACCGUCACGCGCGUCGAACAGGACCCGCAGACUCACAUAUGGACCGUGAACAUACGUCGAGAAACCGGGACCAUCAGAACAUUCCGCGUAAAACAUGUCAUUUUCGCUGUAGGAUGGAGCGGUGGGGCGCCGCACAUGCCAAUCUAUCCGGGAAUGGACGAUUUCAAGGGUCAGAUUUUGCAUUCAUCUCAGCACAAGAGCGCAAGAGACCAUAUCGGAAAGAAAGUCGUCGUAGUUGGGGCUUGCACAUCUGGACACGAUCUCAGCGCAGACUAUUAUAAUCACGGUGUUGAUAUCACUCUGUACCAGAGAAGUGAGACCUAUAUUAUGUCUACGAAGAAUGGCUUGCCACUCUUACUUGGAGACCACUACUCCGAAAGUGCGCCGCCCACCGAUAUCGCAGACCUUUUCAAUGCGUCAUACCCGAACCAUCUCAUGUACCUCAUACAUCAACGCAAGACCAAGGAAAUCGCCGAGGCAGACAAGGAAAUCCUUGACGGGCUCAAGAAGCGCGGAUUCCGGCUCGGAUGGGGCCACGGUGGCUCGGGAUUCCUCACGCUUGCGUUGACUCGCAGUGGCGGGUACUAUCUAGACGUUGGCACGAGCAAGCUCAUCGCGGAUGGCAAUAUCAAGUUGAAGAAUGACAGCCCGAUCGAGGGCUUCAGCGAGAGCGGGCUGAAAUUCAAAGAUGGAUCGAUGCUCCCUGCGGACGUGGUCGUUUUCGCGACGGGAUUUUCUAAUGUCCGCGAGCCCAUCUACAAUCUGUGCGGAGAGGAUGUUGUGAAUCGCCUUAGGCAAGUCUGGGGACUAAACGACGAGGGUGAGAUAAACAGUGCGUGGCGGGACACCGGCAUUCCCGGUCUCUACGUGAUGAUGGGGAACCUGGCAAUGUGCCGGUUCCAUUCGAAACAUUUGGCACUUCAGAUCAAAGCGAUGGAGGAAGGCAUAUUCGGAGAGCGAUAUGUAUUGAGAGAUGAUGCAUGAUGUUGCCUGGGCUAGGAGUAUGCGCAUGGGUUGCUAUUUUAUAUAGCUCCUGAUACGUCUUGAGGCUUGAAGAUUUCGUCGAGGAUCAUCAUAGGAAAGAAGGAUGGACUCUGUAUUGAUAGACAAGCAAACAUCGAGUACGGGUCCAAGUUGUCCUGAAUACGACAGACAGGUUAUGAUAGCAUGCUGAUACAGUACAGACUAUAGUACACAAGGAACAAAAUGAGACUCAACUUCGCCACUGAACCCUAAAAAAACAUUCUGAAACUACUCAAACUUCUUGACUCGCCCCUUCCUUCUUGCCCGUCUUCGAGCGUGUGGGAAGGAGUUCAGGGUUGAUGAAGGGCACAACACCGCCCUGGCUGAUGACAACAUCACCAAGUAGUUUGUUCAACUCUUCAUCAUUACGAAUAGCAAGUUGCAAAUGCC
Molecule: messenger RNA, 2265 nt
Organism: Heterobasidion irregulare TC 32-1
Lineage: Eukaryota; Fungi; Basidiomycota; Agaricomycetes; Russulales; Bondarzewiaceae
Exons: 15
Coding region: 13-1836 (607 amino acids)
Molecular function (GO): flavin adenine dinucleotide binding; monooxygenase activity
Source: RefSeq, a predicted model, not a curated record